Molecule: messenger RNA, 1623 nt
Organism: Tetrahymena thermophila SB210
Lineage: Eukaryota; Ciliophora; Oligohymenophorea; Hymenostomatida; Tetrahymenidae
Product: eukaryotic-type DNA primase, large subunit
Exons: 6
Biological process (GO): DNA replication, synthesis of primer
Cellular component (GO): alpha DNA polymerase:primase complex
Source: RefSeq, a predicted model, not a curated record
AUGAUUAAUAAUAAAUAGAUAUAAAAAAUAUAGUAAAUAUCUAAAUUUUAAUUAAAAGAGUAUAUAGAAAUGUAAAUGCAAUAACAUAGCUUAAAUAAGUAAAUAAAAGAAGAAGAAAGAAAUUACAUUUUAUUAGAAAAUGCAAUAGAUAAUUCUAAUAUUUAAGGGUUUUAAACAAUAUAAGAAAUAGUUUAGUUAGCAAUGUAGAGAAUGAAAAUGAUCAAAGAAAUAAUCUAAGAAGAACCUAGAUUCAAUCUUAUUGAUCCUCUUAGCAAGCCAAAUUAUAAUAGAAUUAGAGUAGCCAACAAAUUUAUUACAGUAGCUAUACCCAAAAGUGAUCCUGAAUAUGAGUUAAAGAAUAAACAACAAUAUGCAAAAGAAGUACUUUCACAUUUCCUUUGUAAAAUGGCUUACGCUUUUUAUGCAGAACCAGAAACAUGGCUUGAAUUUGCAAGAGCAGAGGCUUUUAUUUUAAUGGAUAAGCUUAAAUCUGGUUAGCACCAUGCAAACUUCUUUUCAGAUGAGAAUCUUAAAAUAAAAACCAUUUCUGACGAAUUAUUCAAACAAGCAUUUCCUAAGAUAGAAGCCACAUUUAGCAGCAUAAAGAUUAAGAAAAAUGAUUCAGAAGUAGAGCAAAUUAAUAUAAAGAAAGAUAAUUUCAAAAUGUUCAAAUUUAUAGAUCACCCUUCAAUGCUUUCAAAUAAUGAUGUUGUUUUACACAAAGGAUAUAUUAUUAUUUAUAAGGAAUCAACUUCUAAAAUAGUUCAAAAUAUUUUUAUAGAGCGCUUAUUAGAUGAAAUGAGAUUGCUUUAGCUAAAGUUUUAAAAUAAUGGAAGCAAAUUAGAUGAUGAUAGACUAUCAUUUUUAAAAGAUUUACACAAAGCAGAAAUAUUUAACGAUUCAACAUAAUUUAAUUCAACUUAAAUUCAUCACUACGAGCUUGAUAGGCUAGCUAAAAGAGAUAUGCCAGCUUGUAUGACCUAUCUUAUGUAUGGUUUAAAUUAAAAACUCCAUUUAAAACAUUUUGGUAGACUUUAGCUUGGUUUAUUCUUGAAAGGUGCAGGACUUAGCUUAAAUGAAGCUUUAACAUUUUGGCAAAAAAAAUUCUCUAAAACAAGUGCUGAUGACUUUAAAAAGAAGUAUGACUAUAACAUUAGACACAAUUACGGUAAAUUAGGUAAAUAGCUUGAUUACACACCAAUGAGUUGUUAGAAAAUAAUUGGUUUCUAGCCUUUAAAAGAUGAAUUCCAUGGAUGUCCUUACAAAACUAUGGAAAGUUAAUAAUUAAAAGAUUUCUUAAAAUUAAGUUACAACAUAACCGAUGAAUAAUUCGUUUAAGUGAACAUAUUUAAAAACCAAAAGCAAUACCAACUUGCUUGUAAAGAAGUAUUUAAGGUUUUGAAUGAUACUAGAGAUAAAACUAAAGAAUAAUUCUAUCCUUACUUUGAUAAAGUUGGUAACCAUCCUAAUGCAUAUUUUGAAUAAUCUUUACGUAUGCAUGAACCACAGCGUUUCUAAAAAUAAGAUGAAGAAAAAAAAUAAAAUAAAUAAAAUAGAAAUCAGAAUUUUUCAGCAAAUAAAUAAAGUACAAAUAAAAACAAUUAAAUGGAUUUGGAAUUUUGA